This is a messenger RNA of Trichoplusia ni (cabbage looper), 1212 nucleotides long. RefSeq names its product 50S ribosomal protein L1 (gene mRpL1). The record is from RefSeq and is a predicted model, not a curated record. Lineage: Eukaryota; Metazoa; Arthropoda; Insecta; Lepidoptera; Noctuidae. The coding region runs from base 92 to 1141 and encodes 349 amino acids. The transcript has 8 exons.
UAAUAUGUCUAUGGUUAACCUAAUUCUCUUACCGAAUAAUUAUAUCAAAACAAAAUAACUUGUAAGAAAAUUGAAUUUAAAUACUGAAAUCAUGGCUGGAACUCUGUUCCGUUCCAUGUUCACUAACACUUUAUCAUUUUAUAAGUGUAACAGUUCUAAUUUGAGAUCUCUGCAUACUGCCACUGUAUCAUAUGCAGCUCGUAAAGGCACCAGGGCUAAAGCCCGCGCCAAGAAGGUCAAAGUAGAAGUCACCAAAGUUGGCUUCAUCCCUCACAAUCAGAGAGGGAAAGACAAGAUAUCAAAAUCAAAUGUCAGCAAACAUUUAGAUGAUACAUUUAAGCCUUUAGCCAAAGACGAUGUUUACCCUCUCAAGUACUACAGCUGGAUUGUGUAUACUGCUGAAGAUGCGGUCAAGGCCCACCAGCAGACCCAUCACCCCACUAUGUAUAAUGUACCUGAUGCCUUUGUCAUUGCUAGGGUGGAAAUGAACAUGGAGGCUGCCAAAAAGAAUCGUUUCAUGGACAGUUUCACGCGUCUGUCGCUCCUGCCGCACACGUUCCCGCGUGACGAGGAACGCACCAUCCUCGCCUUCUGCAAGGGCUCUGAGCUUAUCAAGGAGGCCAUGGAUGCGGGGGCCACUACCGCUGGUGGUACUGACCUUAUUAAGAAAAUUCAGGAUGGUCAAAUAAAAAUCGGUGACUACGACUAUGUGGUGGCCCACCCAAACAUUAUAACAGAAUUGGUGCCCAUAAGAGGAUUGAUGAAGAGAAGGUUCCCUAACGUUAGGUCGGGUACCUUAGAGCCCAAUCUCAAAGACCUUGUGAGGAAGUUCUCGGGCGGCGUGCAGUACAGGGUCUUGAAGGAUGAACAUCAAGAGAAUUUCGGAUUUGUUGAAGUUCCUAUUGGCAGGUUAAACAUGGAGCCAAAGCAAGUGGCGGAGAAUAUCGAAGCUUUCUUAAAGGAUUUGCAGUCAGCUCGACCAAAACGCGAUGGACUAUUCAUUACUAGGUGUUUGCUUCUCAGCCCGCCAUCCCCUGAAAAACUAAAGAUUGAUCCAUUUGUUUACGUCGAUAAAACGUUGUCUAAGGAAGUACGGGAAGACAGUGACGACGAGGGAGAUGCUGUUGCCGCUACUGCGUAACCUGAAACAACUCUUGUAGUAUAUUAGUAAUAUAAUGUAAAUUAAACAUUUAAAUAUAAAAUUAAAAUCUU